AUGCCUUCUUACCUCGUAACGGGUGUGAACCGUGGUAUCGGAUGGGAGUUCCUCCGCCAGAUUUCGGACGACGUCAACAACAUUGUCAUCGGUACUGCUCGCAACAAAACUGCCGUUGAGAAGAAGAUAUCCGAUGAGCUUGGAAGCCGAUCCAACGUGCAUAUCGUGGAGCUCGAAAUGACCAGUUACGACAGCAUUAAGAACUCUGUCAAUGUUGUAUCGGAGAUCACUGGAGGAAAACUCGAUUACAUCAUUGCAAACGCGGGAUACAUCUCGGACUGGUCAGCAUAUGAAACCAUCGGCAAACUAGGAGAUACUCCUCAACAGCUCGAGGAGGAUCUCUUGUACACCUUCAAGGUUAAUGUCAUUGGCAACGUCCACCUUUUCAACAUCUACAUGCCCCUGAUCCUCAAGGGAAAUGCCAAGAAAGUCAUAACCCUCAGCUCUGGGAUGGCCGACAUUGACUUGAUCAACCAGUACCAUGUGGAUGUUGCUGCAGCUUACGCCAUCAGUAAGGGGGCGAUGAACGUUGCAGUCAGCAAGUUUCACGCCCAGUACGCUAAAGACGGGGUUUUGUUCAUGGGUGUCUGUCCUGGACUGGUCGACACAGGUCAUAACGACAACUUGAGCCAGCAUCAGCUGGAGGCUGCUAUACGAUUGGCAGCCAUCUUUGACCAGUAUGCCCCUGGCGCAAAACCAAGAGCUCCAAAGGACUGUAUCCCAGACAUUAUGAAAGUCAUCUACGAGUCCAGCCUUGAGAAUGACCGUGGGGGUGCCUACAUCUCUCACUUGGGCAGCAAGAGAUGGUUGUAG
Molecule: messenger RNA, 813 nt
Organism: Colletotrichum navitas
Lineage: Eukaryota; Fungi; Ascomycota; Sordariomycetes; Glomerellales; Glomerellaceae
Product: short chain dehydrogenase
Exons: 5
Coding region: 1-813 (270 amino acids)
Molecular function (GO): oxidoreductase activity, acting on the CH-OH group of donors, NAD or NADP as acceptor
Source: RefSeq, a predicted model, not a curated record